Molecule: messenger RNA, 7388 nt
Organism: Dermacentor albipictus
Lineage: Eukaryota; Metazoa; Arthropoda; Arachnida; Ixodida; Ixodidae
Product: vesicular glutamate transporter 3-like
Biological process (GO): monoatomic anion transport; neurotransmitter loading into synaptic vesicle; regulation of synapse structure or activity
Cellular component (GO): excitatory synapse; synaptic vesicle membrane
Molecular function (GO): neurotransmitter transmembrane transporter activity; L-glutamate transmembrane transporter activity
Source: RefSeq, a predicted model, not a curated record
GGGGAGGCGACCGACGAAGAGGAUGUAUGGUGCCCGCGUGUUCGCUGGUGUCUUUGUGCCUUGAGAAGUGGCCAUAAGGGCGGGGAAGAGAGAAAGAAGGGCGAUAGCCCCGUGAUCGCCUGCCAACGUCUUAUUCCUCUUCUUGUUUUUUUUAUCUCCCUUAGCUACUGUUGUUGGUGGACGUGGUCUCGAGCUGCGGUGGUGCUACUGGGCUGGCUGCUUUGUAGGUGUGUGCGUGCGUGUCUGUGUACGGGUUCUGCUGACGUGCUCUGCAAGAUAUUUCGUCGACUGGCUUCCGCGGCGGACGAUUCCCGGUGACCUCCGUCUGACACUCGCUGUCUUUCCUGCUGCCUGGCUUAGAUUUUUAUUUUGCAAUGUUUUCUUUGGUGGCCUGCGUGUAAAAACUACGGCUCCGGUCUCGCACAACUAUACUCCGACAUCAGCAGCGAGGCCAUGCUGCGAGCUCUUACCAAGUUGUGGCAGCGGUGACAACGGCGCAGCGAAACAACGAAAGCAGUGAGCCGGUGUCGAGAUGCCGUGCUGCGAGAUGGGCGGCACCGACAGCAGCGGUCCCUUCUCGCCGCUCCGUCGCGGAGCCGAGCGCCUGUGGCUGGGCCGCACGCCGACGCUGCUGGCGUGGCCCAAGCGCUGCAUCCUCGUGUCCAUGGUGUUCGUCGGCUUCUCGCUGGCCGCUGGGAUUCGCAGGUCCUUCGUGGAGGCCGCCUACAGCCUGCAGAGGGAAGCCCACUGGAAGAUGUACAACAACGACACGUCCAGUGGCAACUGGACUACGGACUUCAUCCGUUCCUUCCAGUCGUCCUUCACGUGGGGUCUCUUUAUAGGUCAUGUGAUCGGAUCGGCGCUCUCGUGCAAGUAUCACGCUAACAGCGUCUUCGCGGCCGCCAUACUGCUGGACUCGUCGCUGCACCUCGUGGUCGCUGGAGUGAUGCAAGUCCACCAGAUAUUCCUCGUGUCCCUGCUCUUCCUGCAAGGAGUGUCAGACGGGCUGACGUUCCCGGCUUUCUUCAGCCUACUGCGGUACUGGGCGCCGCCUCUGGAGAGGACGCGGAUGUUCACCGCCGGUUACGCUGGUCUACACUUUGGUAGCCUACUUAGCUUUCAAAUCUUCUCCGUCUUCGAAAGUCUCUUCAGCUCGACAGCGGGGCUGUACUUUUAUGGCAUGCUAGGCAUCCUCUGGGUAUUGCCAUGGUUCCUUCUCAUUUCCGAGACACCAUCCAAGCACCCGGGGGUGUCGACAAGAGAGAAGAUCUACAUCAUCGACUCUCUUCAGACGCAGGAGCACAUUCCUUUCUCGCAGCAGCCGACGGGCAUCCCCAUGCGCUCCAUCCUGUCUUCGGGUCCCGUGUGGGCCAUUCUGCUCGCGUCAUUCGGCCGGACGUGGACCUACAACACGCUGCUCCACAUAAUGCAGUGGUACUACAACGACGAGAUCCGGUAUGCAAAGGAGAUCCCCUACUUCCUGAUGAUGGUCUCCGUCGUGGUCAGCGGUUACGUCGCCGACGGCCUUCAGGAGAAAAAUCUGAUGACGACGUCGACCGUGAGGAAGAUAUUUGGAGGCACAGGAUUGCUGACGGAGGCCGUUCUCUUCCUGUCGAUGGUGUACGUCGGACCGACGGACUUCGCUAUGGUACUCUACUUUUUCGCCAUGUCCAUCCGAGAGCUUGCAGUCGCUGGUUAUAUGGUAAACCCACUUGACAUUUCUCCACAAUAUGCUGGAAUCAUCGGGGGCCUCUCGGGAGCAAUGACCUCUCUGGGAAACCUCACGUUUUACCCCAUGAUGAACCACAUCUUCAACACAUGGAAGAUCCGGCACGACCACAUGACGCCACUGUACGCGGUGAGCGUCAUCAGCGGCGGCCUGCAGUUCCUGGCGGCGCUGAUCUUCGUGGUGUUCUCGUCGGCGACCGAGCAGGACUGGUCCAAGGACGACGCUGCGUCGCCCUCGGCCAGCGGCGAUGCUCUCUACGGCACCAGCAGCGGCGGAGGGAACAACAACAACGACCCUUACUUGGACACCACCGAAGUGACCGUCAGCGAUGGGGGCAUCUCUCUAAACGUCAUCGUCAAGCGGUAGCUUGAGGCCGAUGUCGAGGCUGUUGCCGUAUGAACGCAAAGCCUCGGCGAACAUUGAGCAGAUGGACCUGUACUGCUGACCAAAAGAGGGCCGUGGGCCAUCAGGAGUGCCGGUUGAAUUUGAAUGGACGAAGUGGCAGCUCGACAACACCCUCGAAUCCUGGUACCACGACAAGCAGUACCUCAGACACCUUUUGGUGCGAUCAUGAUCUACGCGGAUUACGAACGAUUGUCGACAGGGCCGGCACGGUGUGGAAAUGUGGCGGAGUGAUCUCGCUUCUGCUUUACACAUCGUGUUUUGCGUAGACCGUAGGCGAAGACACUCUGGGAUGAUAGGUGCGAGUCACCUUUUUUGGAAAAUUAUCUUGCGGCUCUAUUGUUGUGGUGGCCUGCGCUUGAAAAACGAUAUUGUGAAGUGUGCGGGUGGCUGCUCCGGCCUGCAUUGUAGCCGGGAUCCAUCAAAACAGAAAACUCAUGGGCCAAUUGACCGAGGCUGCGGAAGACAUAAAUCUCGACCCGCAUGGCUGGUCGCUGGUCCUACAGACUGGGGCAAUGAUGGUGAUCAGCUAAAUGCGCGCCGCUCGUUUGGAACUGCGCCAACUCGCCUCUUCGUGCAUUAUUGUGGGCUGUUGACAGCUUUAGAUCAGGUUAAUCUAAGUUGUGCUCAGCUUAGCUGAUAUUCAGUGACAAAGAUGCGACACCUAUGUUCUCAAGUAGUGUGCCCACGUGUAUACAUACGGCCAAGUUUGCUACCUCGACAGCCGUAACGCCGGUCAUAGCUGCACGUCGUCCGGAUAGUGCUCAAGAAUAUUGGUGUGAACAUGCAUGCAUUCUGUGAUGACUUGACUGUGCGCCCUGACCCAUGCGAUGGCUCUGAAGCCUGUCAACAGCGCGAGCUGUGUGAUGUUGCCAGAUAUGUUGUCUUGCCAACAAUGGUGACCAACCAACAGCCAAGAUGUUCAAAGCCACCCUGGCAAGGAUGCCAGGUACCACGUGUAACGCGUCUACUCCAGUAACAUUGUACUCGCAAUCUCUGGGGUGUUAUCUUUGUAAAGGCUUGGUAUAUGCUGUGGUAAAAUGUAGAGCAGGGCAAAUUAUAAAUAUGCGUUCACGAGAAAACAUUGCUGGAAAAGAACGACGAAAGAAGGCAUGAAGAGAUGCUGCUUUCAUGGGAAUCGCGGUUAAAUUUUAGGAACAGAACAGGCUGUAGGUACUCAAGAAAUCAGGCAGACCUACUGCGAGCUGCAGACAUUUAUACAGAAGAAAGACAAGGAGUAAUAGGCUGCCUUACUUUUGCCAUGAGUAAUGCAGGGCGGCCCACUCAUGCAGAGAACGCCGCAAGCGAGUCUUAUAUGCGUUGCAUAAUGUCUUCGCCGCAGUACAUGGUUGUAAUGCGGUGAAGGGAUGUGAGAAUUUGUGCAAGUACUAAGAGUGAACUACAUGUCCUUAUUUAGCAUAAUUUGGUGGCGCCUCCAGGACACCAAAGGGACAACAGGGUCACCAAUCCCAACUAGGAUGUGUCUGGAUUCCAACUUUGAUCCACCUGCUGUCUUUUGGGUGCCCUGGAAAUCCUGCAACGCCCACUUUUUCUAAUCUCAGGUGCUCUCCUCAGGUCUUCGUUGUAUGAUAUUAUUUUUAUGAUCGCAUGUGCAAAAAUCUUACCGCAAUGCAUAGUUGUACUGGGAUGAAGCUUACGAAAGCACAUCCAUCAUUAUGAAACGCAUAUAAAUCUCUUGCCACGCUGCAUUGAUAACAAGAUCAACGGAAACGUUUCCUAAGUUUUACAGAAAAUAACGUAACUAAUAAGGCGUGUCCUUCAAACACAUACGCAUAAGAAACAAGCCAUGUAGGUUUUCGUGCCAUAUCUUAGCCGCAAUCGAUAGCGGAGUACUAACUGGGAGCAUUGUUUAGUGCUUGACCAUGCUGUGUACAAAGUCUUUGUCAUGCGAAACAACCGACGACUUGAUAAACGACAAUUCUGUUCGAUGCAAUGUUCCUCAGCAAUAAGCCGAGAACUUCUGCUUUUGCGGCUAUGGAAAAUUUUUUUUUUAUCAAGCAAGUCGAGAAAUGAGUAGCCAACAAUGGAGUACCAACCCGGAAAGAAAGAAAUAAAAUGUCGGGGAUUCAUACACGUGAUUUCCGGAGUACAAACAUGUUGUUACAGUUUAUUUUGUUAUUUUGUAAUGACAUUUAUGUCUGAGUCAGCAUCAGUUCCAAUCUUUAUUCAUCGUGUCUCACCGCUAGAGUUUUAUAAGGCUGUGCAUCGGCAAUGUGAUAGUGAUAUAUAUGUGGAGAACGCUGUAAUAGAAAGAGCGAUAUAUUUGUUUUAACUAAGGUAGCCAUCCAUGUUAGCACAAAGUGUCCAGCUUAGUGUUGUAGUCCUUGAAUACCAUCGAAGGCGCACGCCCGCUAUCACGGGUUGAAUUGUACUUGGAGUUACGAAUUGUAAUGAAAAGCGCAACAAAACUGGAAGGAAAGUACGUACGUGCAAUAUUAUGACAGAAAAUGAGAUAACAAUAGAGAAACAAGAAGUACAUGACAUUCUUGUGUACUUCAGCUCUCUCCUCUUCAUUUAUCAGAACUGUCUAGAUCCUUUCAAAAGUAUACAUUUCUGACGAGUUCAUUCCUAAAAAACAAUAGGCAACGCAUUGCACAGACUGUAUCGAGUCCCUUUAGGAUUGUGACGUGAUGAGCUCGAAGGUCCUCGUAUCUAUUUUUGUGAAUGGUUGACGCAGGGAAUCCUGGAGGGCAGUGGGACGCUCAACAGUUGCAGAAAAAAUCCGUGCUUUGAAAUUGGGAGGAGAUGAGGCUAUGGAUCAUAAGAACAAGCACCAAGUCCUGCAGGGAGGAUACAGAAUGCUUGAUAUUUAGGCAGUGCUGCUAUACUGUCAAAGGGGACAAUUGCUAGGCGGAUUUUGUAAGGAUCUAGCACUAUACACAACGUGGCGAAUUAAAAGGGACGAGCGAAACUACGGGCAAGGUUAGAGUGUUAAGGAGGACUCGUUAAAUGUACGUUGAAGUGAAAAACUCAUGGGAGCUUGUCAUUCCACCGAGCUGACCUAUUUUAUAGCACUCAACAGCCAGUCACGUACUGCGCAUUGCACUUAGGGCACCGAAUGACAGGUAUCCGUUCCAGCGAAAGACCGCUUCAUGCAGGGCUGUACGAAUGACGGCCGAAGGCGAAUGGCAAUGAGGCACGCCGUGUGACGACUCGACGGAACUCUUGAAAACAUCAGCAGGUACCCUAACAUGAAGAAAAAUUGGGGAUUGUCUCCAAUGCCACGAUGGCGCGUCUAUUUCAGGGCUCCAAGCGCGGACGCAAUCUUUCACAGGUAUUAAAUGCAACUGUUCGGCAAAAGGAAGCUUUGGCUAAGAGUUCACUCCUACUUUUUCAUUUGCGUACACAUCAAAUGGAGAAAUUAAGGAGUUGGUGAGCCGAUUUGAAGUAAAUAUGCAGCAUCUCAGUGAAAGCUACCGAUUGAAGAAAGCACAGUUUUCAUAAACUAAAAUCAGUAGUCUUAAGACACACACAAAAAAAGCAUUGAAGCUCGACGUUUACAGCUGCACAACUCGGCGCGGAAAACAGAUAUUCCAAUUCUGUAAACUAUGUCUCAUGCACGUUCGAAGUGUACCAAUUGGACGCCAUAUUUCGCAUCCUAUUUGGACUGGUUACAUUGUUUAAUAGGAUUAUGCAAUACCGGUAUUCAAGAAGUACUGGUGUAUUAUAGAGCAAUCUAUUACAUAUCCGUUUUCCCUGUUCUAGGUAUCGAAAUUGCUGCAGUUGAUUUGCUUGAGUCUCGGAGCCACGAUCUCCGAGCUUUUAUAAAGUUUUUUCUGUAUUUAAGCAAUGCUUAAUGUUUAAAAAAAGAUAGAUGCCCUAAAUAAAAUGUCCACCGGCUGUAAUCGGUAGUGUUCACGUUUUCAUUUAAAUUCAAUAGAACUUUACCGUAUUUUGGGCUGGAAGUGCCAAGCAAAACGAUUCCCUCGUUACAAUGUAUUCACAUAGAAAGUGCCGUUUUGAUGAUCAUCGCUCCAAUGGCCAACUAUAGCCCUGUAUUCGUUGAAAUUAAGGAGACAGAUGAUGGAAAAGAGGGUGUCAAAGAAACAUUCGGAGACCUACCUGAGGGUUUUCCAGACGAUAAAUUUCAGAAAAAUGACCAAAAAGACAAAAUUCUUUGUAGGUGCCUUGACUCUAGUACUCCACUUGGAGGGUAUUUUUGCUCCGAGGAUGUCAAACCGCUGGUUGUGUAGCCUCUUAAACGAAGCUGAGGAGAAAGCUGAGAGAGAUGAUAAUUAGGCAAGCUCGCAGAUGUGCCGACACACAGAGGCAUGACAUUAAAAACAGUGUGUGACGUAGAAAGACAGUUUGAGCUUUCUUCGGAGUCAAGCGAGCACGUACAGUAGUUUAGAAAGGGACCAGAGGAGAAGAAGCUGCUGUCAGAUAAAUGAGCAGGAUUGAAUAGAUAUGUCUGUAUUUAGGAUAUAUGUACGGAGAGUGCGGGAGAGGGCAAAUGUGAUGCGAAUGUCAGGGAGGUUAACCGGAAGAUAAAUAUACAGUUUGCAGCCCUAAAUUUGGAAAGGGGUAAUGGGACACACACAGAAAAAGAAGAAAAGCACAACGAGAGUGUGUGAAGGUUUAAAUUACGGGUUUCCGAGGAUAUAGUUGUCAUUGAUACUAUAUUGUUUAGGAAGCUUUCGUUAUUGAGAAAUAGAUCACCAUGACAGAAAAGAAGAUUCAACAGUUAGCGCGAUGAAAGACGCAUUGCCUGAAAAGAAAACAAAACGUUGUGUUUUCCUUUUGCCUUAGAAUUAACAAUUAAUUAAGAGGACCGUGCAUUGAGACGAGUGGGUAUGAAGUAGCCGACAAGUGCAAUCGUCACAAGUGUUUAGCGUCGUCCUGUACUCAUGUUCGUAGUGGUUUCUAGUCAUUCACGGGCAUUUAAAUUUUUUUUCUUGCGGCCAAUGUGCGCCUCUUGUAGAAUCUCGUCUCAAAGUUUUCUGUCUGUGCGUAUGUCCCUCUCUUUGUGCCAUACUAGUUUCACACGACAGCAUUAACAUUACAAGUCACCCGUUGUUAGUUUGUGCGCAAGCCUUCUCAACGCGACAAUUUUAACGCACUAAAGCACACCAUGUCUUCGCCGAACAAUUUCACUGUAAAUAGUGGAUCUCUAUGACAACUGUUUUCACUGGCUUGUUGUUUUCUUCAGCAACCUUGGGGACGUGUGUUUGCUUGAACGGAACAAAAAGUACACUUGUCUUUAGCUUCACGUUGAAUAAAAGCCAUUUCGUUACGA